GUUGAGCGCGAGCCGGGGGCGCGCGUGCGCACUGUGGUCGGUGCGGCGGGUAGGCGGCAGGAUGGCGGUGUCGCUGCCGAAGGUGCAGCACCUGUCGGCCCGGGUGGUGCGGGUGUUGGGCUGUAACCCGGGCCCGAUGACUCUUCAGGGAACCAACACCUACUUGGUGGGCACCGGGUCCCGACGAUUCCUGAUUGACACAGGCGAGCCAAGCGUGCCUGAAUACAUCAACAGUUUAAAAGAAACUUUGACCCGACUGAAUGCCAGUAUUCAAGAAAUUCUGGUGACACACUGGCAUAUAGAUCACGUUGGAGGCAUACCAGAUAUACUGAAGAAUGUUGUUGACGAAGGUAGUCAUCUUCAAAUUAGAAAACUUUCACACAGUCCGCCUCAAAAAGAGACAAUCAAAACCUGUGACAAACAGUACACAUAUCUAAAAGAUGGAGAUGUAUUGGAAACCGAGGGAGCUACACUGAGGGUUAUUUACACACCAGGACAUACCUCUGAUCACAUGGCAUUAUUACUGCAAGAGGAAAAUGCCAUAUUUUCUGGAGACUGUAUUCUGGGAGAGGGUACAGCAGUGUUUGAAGACUUGUACACUUAUAUGUUGUCUUUGGAAAAGCUCUUGAAUAUAAAUGCUGACAUAAUAUAUCCAGGACAUGGCCCAGUUGUGCAAGGUGCAUCUGAGAAAAUUAAAGAGUACAUAGCUCACAGAAACUUGAGGGAACAACAGAUUUUAAAGGUUUUUCAGGAGCAUUCAGAACAACAUUUCAGCCCAACGGAACUUGUUAAAAGUGUUUAUAAGGUGGAAACCUGA
Molecule: messenger RNA, 817 nt
Organism: Rhincodon typus (whale shark)
Lineage: Eukaryota; Metazoa; Chordata; Chondrichthyes; Orectolobiformes; Rhincodontidae
Gene: lactb2
Product: lactamase, beta 2
Exons: 6
Coding region: 62-817 (251 amino acids)
Cellular component (GO): mitochondrial matrix
Molecular function (GO): single-stranded RNA binding; RNA endonuclease activity
Source: RefSeq, a predicted model, not a curated record